Messenger RNA from Panicum hallii, 1615 nucleotides. RefSeq names its product NEDD8-activating enzyme E1 catalytic subunit. NCBI's taxonomy places the organism in Eukaryota, Viridiplantae, Streptophyta, Magnoliopsida, Poales, Poaceae. Gene Ontology annotation, biological process: protein neddylation. Gene Ontology annotation, cellular component: nucleus; cytoplasm. Bases 113 to 1477 code for a protein of 454 amino acids. The record is from RefSeq and is a predicted model, not a curated record. Gene Ontology annotation, molecular function: NEDD8 activating enzyme activity. The transcript is spliced from 9 exons.
CUUCUUUCCGCCGCACCCAUCGCAAGAUUCACGGCCCGCUCCUCCCUUAUUCCUCGUCGUCCCCUCCCGCUCCGAGAGCUCGAGGGCUAGCCAAACCCAGCGCGCCGCAGCGAUGGCCUCCCCAGACGCGGAGCAGGCGGCGCCGACGGAGCCCGCGCGGUGGCGCGACCUGGACAUGCUCCUCUCCCGCCCCGGGAACCUCGUCGCGGCAUCCUUCGACCCUAGCCCCACCCUCCGGGACCUGCUGGGGAGCCUCGUGGAGGUGCUGGUGGUGGGCGCGGGCGGGCUCGGCUGCGAGCUCCUCAAGGACCUCGCCCUCUCCGGCUUCAAGAAGCUGCACGUCAUCGACAUGGACACCAUCGACGUCUCCAACCUCAACCGCCAGUUCCUCUUCAGAGUUCAAGAUGUGGGGAAGCCCAAGGCUGAAGUGGCGGCGAAUAGGGUUAUGGAGAGAGUUAGUGGGGUGAACAUUGUGCCUCAUUUUUGCAGGAUCGAAGAUAAAGAGAUCGAGUUCUACAGUCAGUUUCACAUAAUUGUCCUCGGUCUGGAUUCAAUUGAAGCUCGAAGCUAUAUCAAUUCCGUGGCAUGUGGCUUCUUGGAGUAUGACUCAAAUGACAAUCCACUCGAGGAGACAGUCAAACCUAUGGUAGAUGGUGGAACUGAAGGCUUUAAGGGUCAUGCAAGGGUCAUAAUACCUGGAACAACACCUUGCUUCGAAUGCAAUAUAUGGCUUUUUCCUCCCCAGGUCAAGUUCCCCUUAUGUACCCUCGCCGAGACACCAAGAACUGCAGCUCACUGCAUUGAGUAUGCUCAUUUGAUCAAAUGGGAUGAGGUUCAUCCUGGAAAACCUUUUGAUGCUGAUGAUGCAGAGCAUAUGCAGUGGAUUUAUUCAGAGGCUUUGAAGAGAGCAGAGCUUUUCGGUAUUUCUGGUGUUACAUAUUCUUUAACUCAGGGAGUUGUCAAGAAUAUAAUCCCAGCCAUUGCUUCAACGAAUGCAAUUAUAUCUGCUGCUUGUGCAUUGGAAGCCUUCAAGCUUAUUUCUGGGUGCAGCAAAAAUGUCUCAAAUUACCUCACGUACAACGGUCUGGAAGGAACUCAUAUUAAAGUAACUGAGUUUGUCAGAGACAAAGAUUGCCUUGUAUGUGGGCCUGGUACCCUUAUUGAGAUGGAUACAUCAUCUACUCUUGCGGAGUUCAUCAAGAUGCUCGAGGAGCACCCCAAGCUGCGGAUAUCAAAGGCUAGCGUGACGCACGAAGGCAACAACCUGUACAUGCAGUCACCAGAGGUGCUGGAGCAGAUGACGCGGCCAAACCUGAGCCUCCCCAUGUUCGAGCUCCUCAAGGAGGUCCCGUACGCGACAGUCCACGCCACGGGCAUGGCGGAGAACAACGGGAAGAAAGUGUCCUCGCUGAGGAAGCUGCGCGUCGCCUUCAAGGGCGUCGGAGCCUCGAAGAUGGACACGGCCGAGAGCUCGUAGGCCUCCCGAGGUAGAUGAGAACACUUUUGAGACGAUCAAAGUUAAGUACAUUUUGAUCGAAAUUGAGAUGUACGCUUGAUGAUUACUUUGUCUAAGAAGAAGAAAAUAGGCGCUCGGUACAAAUUUGUUGUUGAGAAA